UACCUACUACCUACACCCUACACACACAUUACACACUGCUGAAUCGGCGCAGGGCGCAGGGUCGUCGACGGUUUUGCACCAUUAUCUUCUCGUCUUGUCUUGGCUCUCGUCGUGCGGGUCGUGCCGCUCAUCCUUUCAUCCCAUCGAUCGAAGGAUCAAAAGGAAAAACCUCGCGCGGGCGCGAAAAAACAGCAUUACUACACCACUUGACAAGUCGUUACAGGAAUUAGUGCUUUUUUUCCUCUGGUGGUGCUUUGAUGAGCGUCUUCCGCAUUUCUACUUUCAUUCCUUGCGCAAAAUUUUUUCUGUUUUUUUGACGUGAUAUUAUUUCUAUAAUCGUACACGUGUUUCGCGGGAUAUUUGCGUAAUUUGUACCAAUUGUUGUCACUACUGUGAGAGAGAGAAGAGCCAAGGAAACAUCAGGUGGGAGCCGCGACUAGCCGCGAGGAUGCCAACCCUGUACCAACAAUUCUCAUACGAGUUUGAGCCUGAAAAGAGCUCAUGCACGCUCGCCGACUUGGACCUACAAGAGCCAAAAAUUCGCAGUAGCAACAAAAGCUCCAGCAGCGCUAGUCAAAUAUCGUCACCAACGCUUAGGGCCCAGCAGUCGGUUUCUCAGGUAUCUCCUCUGGAGAAGGCGACGAUGCAUCAUUACGACGAGAGCCUAGGAUCCUCCGAGAGAGACUGCCGCGAGGGCUUCGGGCUCCAGCAACACGAGCGCGAACAGCACCUACAUCAGCUGCAAUCCAUCAACAUGCUGCUCGAUCUACAUAGCCCCUCGUCCCAGAGUUCCUUCGCCAGCUCCAAGUUCUCGUUCGAGCCAGCUUCCACCGUCAAUUCUGGAUCUGCGUGUGUCGACGAUACAUCAAUCGCCGAUCUUUUUGGGCUUGCGCUACCACGAGGACCACUGAUGAAUGCUGGACAAAAAGAUAAAAGAGGACAGACGGGUAAUUACGACGCCUCCGCUUACCACAACUUUUAUCAGCAAAAAGAAAACGCACGCAAUUACUACUCGAAUCAAAGCAUCAUGGAAUUACCAAGUUCUCCAACUUCCGUUAACACGCCAGAAAGUCCACAUUCUGUUGGAAGCUAUUAUUCGAAUACCAACUCUAUCUCAAGUAAAAACAGCAGUCCGUACACCACAGGUUCGACUACUUCAACAAAUUUCACCAAGCCGUCUUCAUUUUCGCCUGCUCGCUCACCACCUUACGGCAGAGCAAUUCGGGGGAGCUCCACGUCAUACAGUAGUCCAGCUGCAGAUAUGUCGCCGCACAACUUUUUUUAUAACGGUUCAAGGUCCGAUUCUCCGGCAGACUCAAGUAAUAGUACUGGUAGCGUUGAUGGACCUUUAGCCGAUAUGAUGACUUACUUGUCAAUUAACUCCAGAGAGCGAAAUUGCUAUCCACCAUAUCCAGCUACGCUGCUCGCGAAGGAAAAACACGUACACAACAACGGCAAUAACAGAACAGUGGUACCCCCAGAACUUUACGAGGCACUCUGUAUGCAGACUACGCGCUGUAAUCAACGCCACGCUCCACAACAGCAACAACAUUACCAUCAACGCCAUACGCCUCAACAGCACCAUCAACAGUCGAUAGGGCAACAUCACCAUCAUCACUCGAGCUACAACCAUCAAUCACAAAAUCAGCUCUACAGUCAUUCACGAAAUCGCAAUGUCUACAGUAAUCGUGCAUACGAUAAUUCCAAGUCUGUUGUUUCAUUCAACAAUCAGCUGGCCUUGUACCAACAAUCUUUGGAUCAAGCCGCCAAAUUUCAUCGUAAAGCUGCAGCUACUUCUCAGCCUCUUUUUUCUUGGAGUGGAGUUUUGCCUCCUAAAACACAAAGGCCCAUUGGGUAUUCGUCUAAAGUGUUUUUAGGGGGAGUUCCAUAUGAUGUCACAGAAUCAGUCCUAUGUCAUGCGUUUAGGCAAUUUGGUCAAAUCCAAGUGGAGUGGCCGCAUCCAAUUAAACCGAUGGGCUUUUGCCACGUUAUUUUUGAGUCGGAGAAACAUGUAAAGGCAUUGUUAGCCAAUUGCACGCACAGUAUCGAGAAGGGCGAAAAUGUUUAUCACUAUAAGAUAACAUCAAAACGAAUAAAGGGCAAAGCAGUACAAGUAAUUUUUUGGGGCUUAGAUGAUGCCAACUAUGUAAAAUCACCAUCACAGAAAUUAGAUCCAGAAUUGACUGUUUUUGUCGGCGCUCUACAUGGCAUGAUAACUGCGCUUGGAUUGGCAACCAUUAUGAACGACUUGUUUGGUGGUGUUGUUUACGCAGGUAUUGAUACGGACAAGAAUAAGUAUCCGAUUGGAGCAGCCCGAUUGACUUUUAGUAACAAGGAAUCGUAUGAGAGAGCCAUAAAUGCAGGGUUCAUUGAAGUAAAAACUGAAGACUUUAAGAAAACAUUGCAAUGUGAUCCUUACAUUGACGAUUCACCAUGUUCAAGUUGUUACGUUCAACAAGGUCCUUAUUUUUGUAAAGAAAAGGUCUGCUUUAGAUAUUACUGCCAUACUUGCUGGCAUUACGUACAUAGUCGUGAAUCCGGCAUAAGCUUUCACGAACCGAUGUCCCGUGGUUCGAAGAAUGUGUCUGUUAACACGUGUUUAGCGCUCAUUUAAACAUUAAAAUGAUUCUAGGGAAUCCUUGUUUUACGGACAUCGUUCAAAUGGAGAUGUACGUCACUAGUGUUAUGGUCAACCGGAUCACGCAGAUUCUCUCCGACAACGGUUGACGAAAUGAGCAGAAAAAGUUAAGCGAAUGUUUAGUUGGAAUUUAUAAAAUGUUCAGGGAGCAUAAUUAUUGCGUGAAAAAAAAGUUGUUUUGUAUUGUUUGCAGAUCACUGCGCGAUUAAGUUUAUUAUAGAGCCUUUUUUCCCUUGAAUGGGAAUGUUAAGUGUGUAUGUGUGUGAGAUGUUCUUUGUUCUCUAAGAACAAAGCGAGAUUUUUUGGAAAUGGGGUGAUGAAAGUGUUAGUUACUUUCCCUAUUACGAGAGAAUAUUAUUUUUUUAUUUGUUGGUAUAGUCGUUAUCAAGAACACUGGCCAGGAUGUGUUCGAAUAUUGUUUUAGAGUAUUUAAAAAAAAAAGUAUUGUUAUGAUUAUUUCUGUUAUCAUAAUCACAAUUCGAAGAUUCUAGCUCCUUAUAGAAAUAGAGCCACGCACAGUCAGUUCUUGCAUAAUUUGAUUAAUUAUAAUA
Messenger RNA from Copidosoma floridanum, 3189 nucleotides. RefSeq names its product polyadenylation element binding protein orb (gene orb). Gene Ontology annotation, molecular function: mRNA 3'-UTR binding; translation factor activity, RNA binding; ribosome binding. Gene Ontology annotation, biological process: negative regulation of cytoplasmic translation. NCBI's taxonomy places the organism in Eukaryota, Metazoa, Arthropoda, Insecta, Hymenoptera, Encyrtidae. The record is from RefSeq and is a predicted model, not a curated record. Gene Ontology annotation, cellular component: neuron projection; nucleus; cytoplasm.